Messenger RNA from Doryrhamphus excisus (bluestripe pipefish), 1553 nucleotides. RefSeq names its product clathrin, light chain A (gene clta). Gene Ontology annotation, biological process: intracellular protein transport; clathrin-dependent endocytosis. Gene Ontology annotation, cellular component: postsynaptic endocytic zone cytoplasmic component; clathrin coat of trans-Golgi network vesicle; synaptic vesicle membrane. Lineage: Eukaryota; Metazoa; Chordata; Actinopteri; Syngnathiformes; Syngnathidae. The record is from RefSeq and is a predicted model, not a curated record. Gene Ontology annotation, molecular function: structural molecule activity; clathrin heavy chain binding.
CUCUAAAAUGACUUUUUUUUGCUCUUGCGUGUCCUUCCUUUUCAGCUAAUCGUUCUUGGUCAAUAUAUACACCUGCUGGAGAUUUCACAUUUUCUGAUAUCCACUAAUUAAUACAACAUGGAUGAUUUUGACAUGCUCAACUCUCCGGCUGCUGGGAACGGCGUUGGCUCUGACGACGACCCCGCUGCAGCAUUUUUGGCCCAACAGGAGAGCGAAAUCGCGGGGAUUGAAAACGACGAAGGCUUCAGCAUCCUGGACAGUGGAGAGGUCCCUUCGAUACUGUCAGAUUCCAACGACGGUGCUGUCAAUGGAGAGUUUCAUGGGGAAAGCAAUGGUCCAUCUGAUGCCUAUGCAGCAAUUUCCAAUGCAGACCGUCUUCAGGCAGAACCAGAAAGCCUUCGCAAAUGGAGGGAGGAGCAAAGAGAGAGACUGGAGCUGCUUGAUGAUAACUCUCGCAAGCAGGAGUCGGAGUGGAAGACAAAGGCCAAGGUGGAGCUGGAGGAGUGGCACGCCAGGCAGAAUGAGCAGCUGGAGAAAACCAAAGCCAAUAACAGGGUGCUGGAUGAAGACUUCUACAAGCAGCCCUUCUCUGAGCUCAUUGGUUAUGUCACACACAUUAACCAUCCUUGCUACCGCCUAGACCAGGCAGCCGAGGAGGCCAUGAUUUCAGACAUGGAUGAGAACAACCCUGGCACAGAAUGGGAACGCGUGGCUCGCCUCUGCGACUUCAACCCUAAGUCCAGCAAGCAAGCUAAAGAUGUGUCCCGCAUGCGCUCCGUCCUCAUCUCCCUCAAGCAGUCCCCGCUGGUCCGCUAGACUCAGCUUUACAUCAUCCAAGAUCACCACCAAUGCAAACACGACCCAACACCCAAUGACCCAUAUCUGUAUUCAGAAAAAAGGUGGCAUACGCCCCUUUUGUACAUACGUUUACCACACACAGACCUAGCUUUCUCAAAUGGGAGGAUAUGGCCGGUUAACCCAUCCUAGUGUUCCAUUCCUGAUAGGCUUGUACGUAUCUAUUGUCAUCAAAACAAUCUCUUCCUUUGGGUCCAUGGCUACACUGCAAUGUGGUUUACUUGACCAUCAGGCUAUAUCCAUCCUAAAAGUCAGUCUUAUCAAUCUUCAGCACCUUGUGGUUAUUCAUCCUUCCAUUUUUUUCUUUAAGGACCAAAUUGUGGAAACUCCAAAUCCAGCAAGUGUUUUGAAAUUGUGUGUGUUGUGCCUACUUGUGGCAUAUGGUGUUCAGUUCAUUUCAAAUCUAUGCAUUUCCUCAUGAAAAGCUCCUCCGUCUGCAGUCAGGAAAUGAGCAGUCCAGUCCAUUACAAUUUAAUGUUUGUAUGUGUGUUGACAGUGUGUGUGUAUGUACUUUCUGUGUGCACCUAUGUACAUAUACAGAAGGCAAUAUAUAUACAGAAUAUAAAACAUGUUAGAGUGUUGUGGUUUUAAAGAGAACAAGAUACUAGAAAGCUGUUGUUCAGCCAUGCAUGUCCAUUGUCCAUUUGAUUUCAAUAUCAGUAAACGGUGAAUGACAACUUUUGUUAUAUUUUACCUGG